UUUCUUAAGAAGAAACAAAUUAAACCCUCGACAAAGAUCUCACCGACGGAUUCGAUUCUCUCGUUCUCAGGCCAUCCUCAUCGCCGGAACGAUUUCUUAGAGAACAAUGGGCUUCUGGACAUUGUUAAAAGGCCUCCUGCUCUUUGCAAAUGCACUGGCAAUCCUCAACGAAGACCGUUUCCUUGUUCCAAGAGGAUGGACACUCGGAGAACUCCACCAAACCGGUAGAAGGAACUCUCCCAAAGGCCAAAUCAUCGGUCUAAUCCAUGCCUGCCAGUACAUGAGACUACCCCUCAUGCUCAUUAACACAGCAGUCAUCGUCUUGAAACUCAUCUCCGGUUGAAGAUUUUGUGUAGAUGAAGAUAAACUACACUGUAUUCUUAAAAUGAUCGUGAUUAGUUACAAAUCUAUUUUGUGUAGGAGUUGGAAUUUGUUUUGCCAUCUACUGCAAACGAGUAUCCCUUGCACUCAAGUUUGGUGUGAAUUCUACAACAUUCUUCUCACA
Molecule: messenger RNA, 505 nt
Organism: Arabidopsis lyrata subsp. lyrata
Lineage: Eukaryota; Viridiplantae; Streptophyta; Magnoliopsida; Brassicales; Brassicaceae
Product: protein transport protein yos1
Exons: 2
Coding region: 107-343 (78 amino acids)
Biological process (GO): endoplasmic reticulum to Golgi vesicle-mediated transport
Cellular component (GO): endoplasmic reticulum membrane; COPII-coated ER to Golgi transport vesicle; Golgi membrane
Source: RefSeq, a predicted model, not a curated record